Messenger RNA from Malurus melanocephalus (red-backed fairy wren), 1053 nucleotides. RefSeq names its product nudix hydrolase 14 (gene NUDT14). The record is from RefSeq and is a predicted model, not a curated record. Gene Ontology annotation, molecular function: UDP-sugar diphosphatase activity; metal ion binding. Gene Ontology annotation, biological process: ribose phosphate metabolic process; nucleoside phosphate metabolic process. NCBI's taxonomy places the organism in Eukaryota, Metazoa, Chordata, Aves, Passeriformes, Maluridae. The transcript is spliced from 5 exons. The coding region runs from base 94 to 762 and encodes 222 amino acids.
CCGCCGGCGGCUGCGCGCGCCUCUCCCCUUCCUCCUCCUCCUCCUCCUCCUCCUCCUCCUCGUCCUCCCGCGGCCGCUGCCCCCCCGGCAGGGAUGGAGGCCAUCGAGGAGCUGGCGGUUCAGCCCUGCACCUCCUCCCUCUACCUGCGGCCUUUCCGCCUCUCUUACCGGCAGAAUGGCACAAAGAAGUUCUGGGAUUUUAUGAGGACGCAUGACAGUGUGUCAAUCCUGAUCUUUAAUACUUCUCGGCAGUGCUUUGUUGUGGUGAAGCAGUUCCGCCCAGCUGUUUACAUGUGUGAAGUAGAAAGGCAUCAUCCUCAAAUCUUUCAGAAUCAGGACAAGGAGAGCUUCACUUCCCUGGAGACCCCAUUACCUGCUGUGGUUGGAGUGACCUAUGAACUCUGUGCUGGCAUUGUGGACAAGCCAGGCCUUUCUUUGGAAGAAAUUGCUUGUGAGGAAGUCUUGGAGGAGUGUGGGUAUCGUGUGUCCAUUGCAGACCUCAGGAGGAUCACUUCUUACAGGUCUGGAGUUGGUGUGACAGGUUCUAGGCAGACAUUGUUUUAUGCAGAAGUAAACGACCAAAUGAGAGCAAGUGGAGGAGGUGGCCAGCCCGAAGAAGGAGAGCUGAUUGAAGUUGUGGAAAUCCCUUUAGAAGAAUCCAUGAAAUUUGCUUAUGAUGAGACUUUCCCAAAGACAAUGGGUGUCAUCUUCAGCUUCAUGUGGUUCCACAAUAACAUAGCACCUAAACUACCAAAAAAGUAAAGCAUGAUUUUAAGGAACUAUUUCCUGCUGGUUCUCUGGAUUCAGAAAGCUGCAAAUCUGCCUGCCUCAAUCAACUCAACUUCUCACAAAGCAAAUCUCUCUUUAAAUAAAUUUGGAAGUGAAAUGUGAAUUAAAMUCUUUACACAAUUUCCAUUAGCAGCAAAACACUUACUGGCAUCACUGGGGCCCGGAUUUGACUUUGAGAGGCAAAUGUUGAUUUUUGUGCAAAGAUUAAGUGAAUGUGUCCAGUUCUCCUUUUCCACAGCACUGAUUAGAAGAGCUGCCCAGGCC